Messenger RNA from Strongylus vulgaris, 279 nucleotides. The record is from the annotation of a GenBank genome assembly. NCBI's taxonomy places the organism in Eukaryota, Metazoa, Nematoda, Chromadorea, Rhabditida, Strongylidae.
AUGUCAGAAGCCCCACGUCUGGCUGAUUCAGUCGCUAGGUGGUCCCUAAUCCAUAUAGAUCAGGGAUUGCCUGGGGUAAAAGCACGCCUGACAAAAUUGCUCUGUUCGGGAAAAAAGCUACUGCUUGUACAGCCUAGCAAAAAGAAAGCGUCGGAUGUCAUCAAGACCGAUGUUAGACGCACAGGACGCCAUGGAUGUCGGCCAAAAGGACACGUCAACGCCUCGACAUGGAGUCUUUCUCAUGCUUUGUAUUUACAACGCCAAGACAGUCUCCACUAA